CAUCUGUACAACAAUCUUGGAAGAGGGAUUGCGGAGACCAGGGGAUUUGAACGGCGUUCGAGACGUACCACAUGAUCCCCGGCGAUUGCAUUCACCAUAAUAUGCCAAGACAGACGCACUCAAAAUCUGCGGCCACGAAAUUCUGGACCAAAAUUUUCUACACCUAACUUCAGACCAGAAUUUUGGCACCGCUGGUCAUCACAACUACCGCCAGGCUUCAAGAUGAUAGGAAAGAGCGGUAUUUCUGCGUUCGUUGUUCGCCGGAACGGCAAGGCGUUCAAAGACCUGGAGGAAGCCUCUGUUGCCUCUGUGAGCCCCUGGAUACCAGGUCAUAUUGGCAACGCAGUCAAAACCUACGCCCGUAAGGCCUCCAUUGCUGUCCAAGCCAACGAGCAGUACGGUAUUGAGGUCGUCGUUCCGGCCCAUACCUUCAAGGGAAUGACUCAUGACGGCGGUCUCCAAUUUUCCAUCACUAUCGAUGGACACCGCGAUGAGCAGGCAUACACUCUGCACUUCGAGCGCUUUGUUCCUUACGCAGAGCUUGAACCCCGCAACCAGUCCACUACUCACGUCAAGAAGUACACCUUCAUGGAUUGCGUGCUGAGGGCUAAAUAUACUACCGGGACGGGUGAAGAGAAGGACGAGUUGCAGAAAGCCACUUUCAAGUUCGCUGAUCUUUUUCCUGACCCUGCGUACAAGCUUUCAGAGGAGCAUGAAACCCACCAGCACAACUUUGUGGGAAGAAUCACCGUCGACGUCCAGUUCGGACGCGCAAAGAACGACCUUGCUCAGCUGCCAAAUUAUGGCCGGACUCGCCAGAACGUGUUGCCUUGGUGUGUUCGCCAGGAGAACCCCGUGACCACUACCUUCAACUAUAACAAUGGCAUAGAGUAUUAUACUAAACUCGAAACUACCGGAGCCGUCGACGAGGUGCCGACGUCUGGAUACCGGUUCACAGCCACUCAGAGCCCUCGCGGCGUUCUCAAUCGGUACAUCUGGUACUAUCGUGACUACAACUGGAUCAGCCGCUCCCGUGCCUCAGAAGAAGACCAAGAUGACGCCUCCGGCUACUCUCUAGACUGGGAGAAGAACCAAGACUCAAAGCCUCCCCGCGUCCCGCAACAGCCACCUCGCCAACACCGUUUCCCAACGUCUAGCGCGCCACCCGCUAUGCCGAUUCUUAAGCGCAAGCGGGCACCGCGCGUACGAAAGCCGUUUCGGGAGCAUGACACACCUGACUCAGACGAGGAGUACCCUGAGUUGCCUGCUAUCUUGCCAUCCAUCGAGACCGAAGAUCCGGUUCAACAUGUUACCAAGCGUAUGAGAACCGUAACGGUGAGCCCCGCGCCAGAGGUGGCUCCUGGACUCACGCGCUCUGUCACUCCCUCUCGGUUCUCGGCGCCUCGUCAACUCAAUCGCUCUCAUGCUCCAUCCGUAGCUUCGGCUUUGAGUGGGCGUGAUUCUCGCGCGAACACACAGACCUUUGGCCCUCUACAAACCAUUGCGGAGGAGAGCCCGGUGCACCAGCGUGCCGGUCAGAACCGCCGGUCGGAGACCCCAACAAUGGGCAUCACGGAUAGUGACCGUAAAGAUGGGGACUUUCUGCAGAUGGUCCUUGACUCGACUGAUCUGGAGGUCACCAGAAUCGAGCAUGAGGAGGCCCGUGCUAUAAUCGAGGCUGAGUUAGAGGCCACCCAGAACAGGGCCAGCGAAGAGGCUGCGAAGAAGAGGAUUGAAGCAGAAGCGAAGGCUCAGAAGUUGGCUAUUGAGCGUAUCCGCAUGAAGGUCAAGCUUGAUAUGCUUCGAAAGCAGAAGGCUGAGGCGGACGCUGAGGAGAGGGGUCGCGAGGAUACUGCGUGAACUCACAUCAGGUCUUGUGUAGACAGUAUCUUCUAGAGUCUUUGCCCCCUAAGGGGGGUCAUAGCUUCCUGCUAGCAUCCGCAGAUCGACCAAAACGUUCUGUUAGAUUUUC
Molecule: messenger RNA, 1972 nt
Organism: Mytilinidion resinicola
Lineage: Eukaryota; Fungi; Ascomycota; Dothideomycetes; Mytilinidiales; Mytilinidiaceae
Exons: 5
Coding region: 223-1860 (545 amino acids)
Source: RefSeq, a predicted model, not a curated record